AUGCAGGCGGUAGAGAGAAGGCCCUCGUUACUCUUUGACGAAUAUCAAAAUUCCAUUACUAAGCCUAAUGAGACGAAGAAUAAGAAAGUCGAGGCCUUGUCAGAGAAUGACGGCAAUAUUCCCUCAUUCGUUUUGAAACAAAAGGAUAUAUCAGUCGAUGAUAUGGAUAUGAUUUCUUUGCGUACGGCCUUCGACAGGCAAAUGGUUUUAGGUUCACCGAUGUUUUUCGAGCUUGAGGAUGAAGAAAACAAAAUUGAUCCAGUUCCUUCAAUUUCCCAUCAUUAUGAAAAUAGUGAAAGUGACAGCUUUGUCUCAUCAUACGCACCCUCAAAUUUGAAAAUGGAUGAAGAGACCAAAGACCUUUUCGUUAAUCCGUUUGAAUUAGUUUCUCAAAUGAGAAAAAGGUACAUUGCUGCCUCCAAGCAAGAUGGGGUUUCGAACAUAAAGAAUGACACUGAAAAGUGGUUUUUAUAUCCAAAGCCACUACCUAAGUUUUGGAGAUUUGAAGAUGAUAAGCGAUUCCAAGAUCUCUCUGAUUCUGACUUAAAUGACGAUGGUGACGGUACUGGGACGGGAGCCGCUACACCUCAUCGUCACGGUUACUAUUAUCCAAGUUACUUUACCGAUCACUAUUACUACACGAGCUCUAAUUUGAAGGGAAAAGGCAAGAUGAAAGUACCAUACACCGGUGAGUAUUUUGAUUUAGAGGAUUACAAAAAAAAAUACAUUUUCCAGUUAAGUAAUCAAGAGGAUACGCAAAAUCCACUUUCACCUCAUUAUAGUAAGGAGGAGUCACUGGAGGAAGAGUAUUUAACGGAUGUACCUACGUUUCAAGAAUUUAGAGAUGAUUUUGCAUACAUCAUAGAAUUAAUUCAAUCUCAUAAAUUCAAUGAGGUUUCACGCAAGCGACUAUCUUAUUUAUUGGAUAAAUUCGAACUGUUUCAGUAUCUAAACUCUAAGAAAGAAAUUUUAGCCAACAAAAACGUUCCCUACAGAGAUUUUUAUAACUCUCGCAAGGUAGACAGAGAUCUGUCUUUGAGCGGUUGUAUUUCUCAACGUCAAUUAAGUGAAUAUAUUUGGGAGAAAAUAAACUUUGAACCUGGAAGAAUAGUUUAUCAAGACCCAGAAACGUCAAAAAAACUCACGUUGAGGGAUAUUUUUCAGUUUGGCUGUUCUUCUAAUGACCAACCCAUCGCGAUUGGGUUGAAAUUGAUUGAUGAUGAAUUCCUGGAUUGGUACAGAAAUGUUUACCUAAUUGAUUAUCAUUUAACUCCUGACAAAGUCGCCAAGCUGGCCGGUAAAGAAAUGAGAUUUUAUCUGUUAGCCAAAGUAUUUCUAGAGUUUGAUAAUUUCAUUGAAGGUGAGUACCUAGCAGAGAUUUUCAUAAAAUACGUUAUUCAUAUCCUAGAAAAAUCAAAAUACCAAUUGGCCCAAGUAUCGGUUAAUUUCCAAUUCUAUUCCAAUGGUGAAGAUUGGUACAAGAAAUUUUCGCAAUGGCUGCUACGAUGGAAGCUAGUAUCAUAUAAUAUCCGCUGGAAUAUACAAAUUAUCAGAAUAUUUCCCAAAUUAUUCAAGGAAAAUGUCGUUUCGAAUUUCCAAGAGUUUUUGGAUCUCAUCUUUAAUCCUUUGUUCACUUUGGAAAAGGAGGAGGUAAUAGAUUCGUCUGUGGAUACUGAUACCAUUGGCUUACAGUUUUUUUUAUCAAAUGUGUGUUCUAUGGAUUUGGUCAUUAAAGAGUCGGAUGAAUAUUACUGGAAAGAAUUUACGGAUAUGAAUUGUAAGCCAAAGUUUUGGACCGCACAGGGUGAUAAUCCGACUGUUGCGCAUUACAUGUAUUAUAUUUAUAAGAAUUUAUCGAAAGUGAAUUUUCUGCGAUCACAAAGUCUCCAAAAUACGAUCACUUUAAGGAAUUAUUGUUCUCCGCUAUCCAGCAGAACUUCCCAAUUUGGAGUAGAUUUAUAUUUUACAGAUCAGGUUGAAUCGUUAGUGUGCAACUUGCUGCUUUGUAACGGUGGGCUGCUACAGGUAGAACCGCUUUGGGAUACUGCAUCAAUGAUUCAAUAUUUAUUUUAUCUUUUUCAAGUACCUAUUCUAGCUGCACCUUUAUCUUCUGUAUCGUUGCUGAAUUCGCAAAAAUCGUCCUUUUUAAAGAAUAAAAACGUGCUUCUAGAACAUGAUUACUUGAAGGACCAGGCAACAGCCAAAAUUAACCCUUCUAGAGACAUCACCGUAGGCGAACAAAGGUCAUAUGAGACAAAUCCCUUCAUGAAAAUGUUUAAAAUGGGACUGAAAAUUUCGUUAUCAUCAAAAUCGAUUCUUUACAAUAGUUCCUACACGCUAGAACCUCUCAUUGAAGAAUACAGUGUUGCAGCUAGUAUUUACUUACUGAACCCCACCGAUUUGUGCGAGCUGUCGAGAACAAGUGUGCUAUCUAGUGGAUAUGAGGGUUGGUAUAAGGCUCACUGGAUUGGUGUUGGAAUCAAAAAGACCUCUUACUUUAAGGAGAAUGUGGGUGGAAUAGAUAAUUGGUACGAUACGGCAGAAGACACCUCAAUAAAGCACAAUGUUCCAAUGAUUAGAAGAAGAUAUAGAAGAGAGACAUUGGAUCAGGAGUGGAACUUCGUUCGGGACCACUUUGGAGUAAUUAACUCAAUAUGGUAG
Molecule: messenger RNA, 2661 nt
Organism: Saccharomyces paradoxus
Lineage: Eukaryota; Fungi; Ascomycota; Saccharomycetes; Saccharomycetales; Saccharomycetaceae
Product: metallo-dependent hydrolase superfamily protein
Exons: 1
Coding region: 1-2661 (886 amino acids)
Biological process (GO): IMP salvage
Cellular component (GO): cytosol
Molecular function (GO): AMP deaminase activity
Source: RefSeq, a predicted model, not a curated record